AUGUCCGAAGAUAGGGGCACAUUGGUACCGGAGGAUGGUGGAGCCUCGAAGAAGGAUACCGGCCUGCUCAAGGUCCCCUCGCGAUCCUCGUCGCACCACAAUACCACCAACAACAACCAGCAAUCCUCGCCGACUUCCACCGGGCUCAGCGGAGCUACCGUCAAUGAACACCGGGACAGCAUAGGUGGACGGUCCAAAGACUCCAAGGGGAGCUUUCUAGGACGCCAGCGCAACGGCAGCGCCUCGAGCCGGACGGCUGGUGGAAACCGCACGACGAACAUCGAAGGUGACUCGCAGCCAAGCUCGCCUAUCCAAAAGCGGAAGAAGAAGAAGAGUGGGGGAAUCCUGUCAUUUCUGGGGUGCUGUGCUGGCCCUGACGAUGGUAACACGACAGAAGGAGACGGCGAAAAUGUCCACAAACUGCAAUCGAUACCCCAGAGGCCGCCCACGGCCAAGUCCAAGUCCAGGACAGCAACCCCGCAGGAGCAAGACGACUCAAACAAGGCGACAAACGAAAAGGAUACCACGGCUACUGAGAAGAACGAGGAGCAGACCAUUUCGGGUGGUGGUGGUGGCGGCGGCGGCGGCCGGAUAACGCCCGUCAACGGCGAGUCCUCGGGUCAGACCGUGGCGCCAUCUGUGACUGUGGAGCCUCCCAAGCCUCAGACGGAAAAUAUUGAGCAUGAUCACUCUCACAACAACACCACCGCACACGACGGUGACGCCAUGCAGGAUGCCAUCACCGAGGAGAGGCACGGCGCCGUCGAUGUACCGGCAACAGAGGAGUACAACGACAGCGAAGAUGUGCCGAUGCAGACAGCACCGGUCGCACUUCCCGAGGAUAUUAUUCCUGAUGAUGAGCCCCCGAGAUACCUCCUCCCCGAAAUCCUCCCAGAACACAGGGGUAGGAAGUGCCUCGUGCUAGACCUGGACGAGACGCUCGUCCACAGCUCCUUUAAGAUCCUUCACCAAGCCGACUUUACCAUUCCUGUGGAAAUUGAGGGAAAUUACCACAAUGUUUACGUCAUCAAGCGGCCAGGCGUGGACGAGUUCAUGAAGCGAGUUGGUGAGCUGUACGAAGUUGUAGUCUUCACGGCCUCGGUUUCCAAGUACGGCGACCCUCUUCUCGACCAGCUGGAUAUCCACAAGGUCGUUCACCACCGUCUCUUCCGAGAGAGCUGCUACAACCACCAGGGCAACUACGUCAAGGACCUAUCCCAGAUCGGCCGCGACCUCAAGGACACCAUCAUCAUCGACAACUCACCCACAUCCUACAUCUUCCACCCGCAGCACGCCGUGCCCAUCAGCAGCUGGUUCUCGGACGCUCACGACAAUGAAUUAUUAGACCUCAUCCCUGUUCUUGAAGACCUGGCUGGACCUACCGUCGCAGACGUCAGCUUGGUUCUCGAUGUCACUCUUUAA
Molecule: messenger RNA, 1422 nt
Organism: Geosmithia morbida
Lineage: Eukaryota; Fungi; Ascomycota; Sordariomycetes; Hypocreales; Bionectriaceae
Exons: 3
Coding region: 1-1422 (473 amino acids)
Cellular component (GO): plasma membrane
Molecular function (GO): phosphoprotein phosphatase activity
Source: RefSeq, a predicted model, not a curated record